AUGAUCUCAUCAAAUGACCCACCACCACCGCCUCUUACCAGUGAUCGUACAACAGAUAGAAUUCUAUUAGAACUUCCGCAAGGUUUACACAAUACAAUGGCGUUAAUAUCACUAGCAAUCUGGUAUAUAUCAAGUGGCAUCACAUUAUUUUCAAAUAAAUACAUUUUAAGUAGUAUGGAUGGUAAAGCAUUAUCGUUGGGUAUGAAUCAAUUAGUUGUGAGUUUUGUUAGUGGUUUUGUUCAACUUCAAAUAAUGAAUCGUAUAUAUCCAAAUAUUCAUCGUAAAGAACAAUCCUUGCGUACUAUCGUACGUGAAAUGUUGUCCCUUGGAGCUUUUAGAUAUUUGACAGUCAUUCUGGGUCUACUGGCUUUACAGUAUAUCGCCGUUUCAUUUGUGGCCACAAUUAAAUCAUCGUCUCCAUUAUUUACAGUUAUUAUUAGCAGAAUUAUUAUUGGGGAGAAAACAGGACAUUGGACCAAGUUAUCAAUGUUACCCAUCACAUUUGGUUUAGCUCUUUGUAGUUCAUUUGAAUUGAGUUAUAAUAUUCUCGGAUUUAUAUGUGCACUCGGCACAAAUGUAUUUGAGUGCUUGCUCAAUGUUUAUUCAAAAUUAUUGAUUAGUGGUGAACGUUAUCGUUAUACGCCUGUUGAACUUCAAGUUUGGACAAGUUUAGUUGCAAGCUGUUUGCAAUUACCUUUGAUAUUGUAUAAUGUGGAUAUGACAUCGGCACUUUAUAAAACACCAACACCAUUACUUCUCAUGUAUAUAUUGAAUGGUCUAUCUUAUCAUAUUCAAUCGGUUUCAGCUUACGCUGUUAUGGCUUACAUUUCACCCAUAACACACAGGUACGAUAAACAGAGACAGGAUGAUACGAGUAAAAAGCAUUUUUUGUGGUUUUAA
Didymodactylos carnosus is the source of this 900-nucleotide messenger RNA. The record is from the annotation of a GenBank genome assembly. Lineage: Eukaryota; Metazoa; Rotifera; Eurotatoria; Philodinida; Philodinidae.